This is a messenger RNA of Trifolium pratense (red clover), 1792 nucleotides long. RefSeq names its product protein PNS1-like. The coding region runs from base 213 to 1601 and encodes 462 amino acids. Gene Ontology annotation, biological process: transmembrane transport. Gene Ontology annotation, cellular component: membrane. Lineage: Eukaryota; Viridiplantae; Streptophyta; Magnoliopsida; Fabales; Fabaceae. Gene Ontology annotation, molecular function: transmembrane transporter activity. The record is from RefSeq and is a predicted model, not a curated record. The transcript has 3 exons.
GAAAGUGCUAUAUGAAAUGUGACAUUGUUUCAAUCAUUCAAGCAAAAAGAAUCUGAGUCAUAUCAUAUCAUAUUUUGAAGCUUCUGAGACUUAGAAAUUAAGAUUUUUUUUCUUCCAUCUGAGUUUGUCUCAUUGGUGGGGAACAAGAAAGUGAAAGAAAAUCCAAGAAACUCUUUUUGAGUGUUUGAAUUCUUGAGUUGAGUGCAGUUUCAAUGGCCAAUUUGAAUAAUCAUACCAGAACCACACAAUCACAAGUUCAACAGCAAAAUCUUCACCCCAUUGAGGCACAAGAUUCAAGCUUUGUAAACACAACAACAGUGACAGGAGAAACAGUGAGAAAAGUAUUCAAGAUUCUUUUCUACUUGAAUCUGGUCUUGAUUUCAUUCUUGGUGAUUUUCAUCACCAUCUAUGGUCUUAUCUUAGACUCUUUAACUCACCAUUUCCAUCCUGAGAAAUGGUACCCUCCAGUUCUAGUAUCAACAGUAUGUGCAGGAAUUCUUGGUUUCACAUGGCAAUGGAUCGUUGCGCGCCACCCGAAAAAGGCACUCAAGGCAGCAUUUUGGUUGAGUCCAUUGUUAACAUGUGCAAUGGGAAUUCUUUUUGUGUUAAUUGGUUCUGCAGUAAGUUUGAUAGCUGGUAUAGUUUCAUUGGUUUCUGCAGUGAUUCAAUCUCUCUAUGGUUGUUGGGUCAGUAAGAGGUUUGUAUACGCUGCGGAAAUCUUUUCGGUUUCGAUAGCUUAUCCUCCUGCUAAAACCAAGUUCUUAGCAUGUUCGUUGAUCAUCGUCAGUACUGUUUACUGUUGUUUUCUGGUGGCUGGAAUCGGAGGGGCAAGAGCUAUCGAAAAAAGAACCAAACUAGCUGACGUUUUCAUCUUCGUAAUCAUCCUGAGCUUAGGAUGGACUAUGCAUGUUAUGAAGAAUGCAAUGCAAGUCACAGUUUCAAGGGUCAAGUAUAUGCAUUUUUCUGGAGGAGGUGACAUAGACACCAGGGUAGCAUUUCGUGACACGGUCAAGCACUUAAUUGGAAGUGUUUGCGUAGGCUCUAUCCUCGUUCCGAUCAUCGGACUCUUCAGAGGCUUUGCGCGAUCAACAAGUCUGAUUGGAGGAGAAACAAAUGAAUGCAUGUUUUCUUGUGUUAGUUGUUCGAUGGGAAUUGCGUCGCUUCUUGUGACAAAGGGGAAUAGAUGGGGUUUUGUUCAUGUUGGAGUUUAUAACAAAGGUUUUGUGCAAGCAUCUUCUGAUACUUGGGAAAUGUUCAUUAGGGUUGGACUAGAGGAAUUGAUCAACUUUGAUCUCACUGGUGCAUUCUGUUUUCUUAGUGGUGUUUCAGUAGGUGCAAUUUGUAGUCUUGCGAGUGGAAUUUGGUGUCUAGUAGAGUACAAGGAUUAUGCUAUGGAAGUAUCCACUUAUGCUUUCAUCAUUGGCUAUUUCAUGUGUAGGUUGGCUAUUGCAUGGCCACAAGCAUGUGUUUCAGCUUAUUAUGUGGCCUAUGCAGAGAAUCCACAAAGCACUCAAUUUGACUCCACUAUUCCAGUACGUUUGGAGCAGCUUCACAGAUCUCAAGCUUUACAAGAUCUUACUGAGUUAAGAACAAUUAGAUGAGCUUAAACACUGAAAUGGUAAAGCAAGAAGGAUAUAGAAUUCCCUAGAUAAUAGGAUAGGAUACUGAUUACUUGAUUUAGUUUUGAUGUAGUCUUCAAAUAUGAAAAAUUCUUUGAUUUUACUGGUACUUUACUCAUGUGCAUGAAUACAGAAGAUAAGUGAUUUUUUGACAUCAAAAUUUUGAUGUCCAA